This is a messenger RNA of Pangasianodon hypophthalmus (striped catfish), 7115 nucleotides long. Its product is annotated as leucine zipper putative tumor suppressor 3. Gene Ontology annotation, biological process: regulation of dendritic spine morphogenesis. Gene Ontology annotation, cellular component: dendritic spine. The transcript is spliced from 6 exons. The coding region runs from base 398 to 2818 and encodes 806 amino acids. The record is from RefSeq and is a predicted model, not a curated record. NCBI's taxonomy places the organism in Eukaryota, Metazoa, Chordata, Actinopteri, Siluriformes, Pangasiidae.
UAUACCUCCAUCACCUCAUCAUCCUCCAGCUCCGGGGUGUGUGUGUGUGUGUGUAUGAGAGUGCGAGUGUGUGUGAGAGAGUGUGUGUAUGUGUGUGACUGAGAGAGAGAGAGAGAGACAGAGAGAGAGAGAGAGAGAGAGACUGUGCGCGUACACACCGCGCUUUUUUCUUUUCCGUUUUCUGCCCCCGCCCCCUACCCUUUACCGUUUCCCCAGGAAUCUGCGGAACCUAACCUAGCGGCGGCGGGAGAGUCGCGCGCUCACGGACAUCGGUAGAAGAGGAAGAGGAAGAGGAGUCGCGCGACCAUGCGCGUACCUGCGGCCCAGCCCGGCUGCCUCGCCUGCCCCGGCCCAUUGGCGCCGUGGCCGGCUGAGUGAGGGGCUCUGAGCUCCUGGUAUGGGCAGCGUGGGCAGUGGAGCCUCCAGCCAGCGGGCCAUCACCAUGCGAAGUGUGGGCACGCGGACCACCCCGAACGGGCCCCUGGCGCCCGCGCUGCCCCCAAACUCUGUCCGCCGACGUCUGGAUGACCGCAGCUUCAGCGCUGACCGGCUGCCAGCACCGGCCACCAAGACAGCAGGCGUCACUGCCAACGAGCACUCCGAGCGCACAGCCGCUUCUCAUAAUGCUAAUCGGCAGCACACCGUCAAUGGUGAGCGGCUGCUCUCAAAUGCUUCUUUCUCCAAUGGGCCUGUGAGGAGGGAGCAAGGCCACAGGCGAGGCGAGAGCCUAGAUCUGUGUGGAAACAGUAUAGUCCUCAACAACAACAACAAUGAAAACAAGAACAGCAGCCAUCAAGCACCAGCGCAGCAGCAGCACAAGGACAAGAGCAAAGCCAAGACGGACAACCACAACCCUCCCAACAUCCUGCCCAUCUCUGGCAAGCUGGAGCAAGCACAGGUACAGCAUGGCCUGAGCACCGAGGGGAAGGACCCUGACGCACUGGUCCGUCCCUCCGCCUUCAAGCCUGUGGUGCCCAAGAGCUUUCAUUCCAUGCAAAACCUCGUGUGCCCCCUUCAAGCCAGUGUGGGUGCAGGUGGGGGCACAUCGGGCAGCGGUGCAGGUGAGAGAGGUGGCCAGGGCACCUCGGGAAUCCGUCUGGAUGAGGAAACCCCUAACAGCAGAGGAACACACUCUGGUGGAGGUAUCCGAGCAGGCCAGGGCAGCCUGUCUGAUUCUGGCAGGAAUUCACUGACCAGUCUGCCCACGUAUGCAGGUACAGGCUCAGGCUAUGGCCCUCCCCCGGCCCUUGGGCCCCUCAGUGCCUCCACCAGCCACAUCAACCGUCUGGGUACUGCAACAACCGGCCUGGACAAGCCAGAUAAACCAGGCUACCAGAAUGGGCUGAGUGCCUCUGACAGUGGUCACUCGUCUUCGGGCAAGAGCUCGUCGUCUUAUCAGCGCCUGAGCCACUUGAGCGAUGCGCCGGCGCCCUUGCGGCCAUCGCCGUCCUCCGAUGACGUAAUUCGUGACCUGGAGGACCGCUUAUGGGAAAGAGAGCAAGAGGUGCUCCAUAUGAGACGGAACCUGGAUCAGAGUGAGGCGGCAAUCGUGCAGGUGUUUGAGGAGAAGCAGCGGGUGUGGGAGCGUGAAAUGGAGGAACUGAGGCAGAACUAUGCCGGACGGCUACAGCAGGUGACCCGUCGCGCCCAGCGUUCACAGCAGGCCCUGCAGGCCCAGAUCAGCCGUCUGCAGCAGGACAAGCGCAGGCUCCAGGACGAGAUGACGCUGCUCCUGGCCCAGCGUGAAGAGCUGGAGAAGAAGUGCCUGGACUACAGGAAGGAGCAGGCUGACCUCCUGCCCAAGCUGGAGGAGACCAAGUGGGAGGUGUGUCAGAAGGCAGGUGAGAUCUCCUUGCUGAAACAACAGCUGAGGGAGAGCCAGGGCGAGGUGACCCAGCGUGCUGGAGAGAUGGUGGCCCUGAGGAAUCAGCUGAAGGAGCUGAACGCCCAGCUGAGGGAGCGGGAGCAGGCCGAGAUCAGCCUGAAGGAGUCCUUCUGCACCAAGACACUGGAACUGGAGCGCUGCGAGGCAGAACUGCAGGCCAUGCUGGCCGAGGUGACCGUCCUGAGAGACAAGCUGAGUGCAUUUGAGACAGAGGUGGCCGGGCUGAAGAAAGCCCUGAGUGAGCUUAGCAACACCACUAGCACUCGCACCACUGAAUCCAGCUUGGCCGAUAUGGGUCAGCUGGUGCUGUCUCGGAGCCGGGAACGCCUCCUCUCGCCCCUGAGCCCACCAGAGACGCCCACCUCGUUGCCCCCUCUCUCGUCGCUGCCCUCUGUGCCCUCACUUCCUCCUGUGCCCUCACUCCCCCCUUUGCCUGCACUGCCCGCCCCGGACCCACUGCUCAGCCUGCAGAGCGAUGAUUCCAAGGUGCAGCGGCAGGAAGCAGGUGACCUGCGGCGCCAACUGGAGCUACUCCAGGGGGAGCUGCGUCUGGAGCGGCAGCAGCGUGAGCGCCAGGCACUCACCUUCGCCCACGAGCGCCAAACCUGGCAGGGAGAAAAAGAGCGUGUGCUCAAGUACCAGGCACAGCUGCAGCUCAGCUAUGUAGAGAUGCUGCAGAAGAACCAGGCACUGGAAGAGCGCGUCGACCAGCUCGGGGCCCAGCUGGCCACUCCGAUCCUGGUAUCGCCGGCAACACCAACUUCGCCGCCUCCCUCCGCUAGUCUUGAGGUGCCCACAACAGCGCCUGUGGCCGUGUCAAUCACCUCCCCGACUCCCCCGGUCGAGGAGAAAAAGGUGCCUGCCCUGCACCAGCUGGCGCCCCCGUGGCCCGUUCCCACUCGUCUGGAGAGGAUCGAGUCAACAGAGAUAUGAUGCCAGAAAAUGUGACCUCUUUGAUGCAGUAUAAAAAAAAAAAGAAACACUUAGAGCACCAGUUACAAUAGCGUUAAGUACAAACCCUCCUGAAACAAAAACGUCAUGUCUAUAACUUCUGAGGACAGUCCAAGGAUGCCCUGCUGAGUGAGGCAGACGUCAGGGUUGAGGGGUGCAAGUUGCUAAGUAAUAUGUUUGUGUGGCCUUAUGACUGACCUAGGAAAAGCUCUGGAUCCUAAAAGGUGUUGGUUUGGGUGGAGGGGGUGUAGGAAGAGCUGGCCCUGAGUCUGUAGCCAAGAGGAACAUGAGUAGAUCGAACACUCAGGGGAUAAGGGAUCAGGCAUUAAUAAUUCAUAUUUAAGGCUAGACUGUUGUAAGCUAGCUCUCAAUGCACGGUUCAUGAUAACAAAUAUUUCACAAUAUAAAUCUAUAUCGACAGAUCUCAAGUUAAACUUUAAAAACACAACUGAUAUUAUUUAAAGGUGCAGUUUUGUAAACUAAAUCUAUAAGCAUAUACUUUCAAAGAAAAACUGUGAUUUGCAAUAUUGCCAUGGAGUACAUGUGGCUAGUUUCUUCACUUUGGUUUGUUUAAAAUUUUCCGGCCUGGAAAUGAGUUUAAUUCCCCCCGCUGGAACAGAGCUACUUUACUCCACCACUAUCCCUUCAAAGAAGACAGACGAGGCCUAAACAUAAUGGGCUGGUGGGGAGAGGAAUGUUUUCUAAUAUUUUCACUGCAAGUGCAUUUCACAUCACAGGCAGCAACCACAGGGCUGAACAAAUUACAAAUCUGCUCCUUUAAAUAACAUUUCUCCAAACCCUACAGCAAACAAAAUAAAGAAUAUAUAGAAUAGCAUCCAUAUUAGCUGAAGAGACUCUUUUUUAAAAAAAAUCUUAAUUAGAAGCUACAGGGAGAGAUCUGAUGCUCUUCCUGUCUAUGGUGCUUGUCCAUACCACACCAGUGUGUGUUUUUUUUUCCAAAAUGAAGGACCAAAUAUUUAAGAGGCGUUGCUGGUCUCGAGUUCCCUCAUAGUGGACGUAGUCGCAAUAGUGAUUACCAGUGGACUCCAAGACCUGGUGUGUUGUAUAGGAGCGUGCCUCAACCCUCCUGCUCUGAUAGCGAAAGCAGCGGCGGAGGACCGACACGUGGUCAUUUGACUCGAAACCGUAUUACCAGAACAUUUCUGCUUUUCACCUUUGUAUUCCAUGUUUCUGAAACAGUGUAGAAUAUAUUAGAGAGCGAGCGAGAGGUAUUGAAAAAAACAAACAAAAAAAAAACAAAUAGUUUAAUGCACUUUGCUUUGGUCUCAGACAAUGUUUCUUUUUAAGAGAGGUGUGUGUUUUUGAUGAACAGCAUCUGCUGAGUGAUGUUUGGUUUAUGAAGCUGCUAGUUAGUGGAGGAGUCAGCGGCUGAGCCAAAAAAAAAUUAAGAAAGAAAAAAGUGCUAAGAGGGCAAUUAGAAUAGCGCAUGGUCGGAGAAGGGUGCACUUCUGAAGCACGGUCCGUCCACCGCUAAUGAACUAAUGAGUCCGUUUAAGUGGGACCUUACCUUCUUCCAAAAAAGAAUAUGUGUCAAUGUAUACUUUCUGAAAGUAUCAUUUAGAAUAUUUGACUUAAGAAAAUAUAUAAUAUGCAGUAGAUUGAAGUGAUGUUUUGAAGUAAGUACGCCGUGUACACAGGCUUCGUUGCCAUAUCUGAGUGGGAUAUAAAGACUGAAAUGUGACUCGUGUGGUUGCGAUGGGGAAUAGGUAGUGCGACUGUGUAGUGUGGAUUCAGAUGGUUUAGAUAUAUUUACCACCGGUGGUGAAGAGAAGAUGGAGGUGGAAAAGUGGUAGCAUUAAACAAAAAACAAAAAAAACAGUAACACCUUUUGUCACAAAGCCUACAUCAUCAUCCUAAAGCAUGACGACCAUGGGUCCAACUAAUUAUUUUAUAUUAUUCUUUUAUUAAUGAAUGGUCACUGAUACCCUGUUUGCCCACUUAUUAUUAAUGCUAUUACUGGCAAAAAAGCUACUAUAAGUGUUUUUUUGUUGUAAUAUUUAUGAGAAAUAGUAUAAAUGAGUUAAUCUACAAAAGAAAUCACUCAGGUAUCACUUUUGGUGUCGAAUAGCAAAAAUAGGCACAGUAAAAGAUUCAGGAUAUUAGAUAAAGCCCAGAGUGGCUUUAUAUGCUCCAUAUAACAAAAUACACCUGAAAUAAUGUAGGCUACAUGCCAAUUGGGCAUGUGCUAAUAACAUGUAAUACAAUACACCAUUAUAUUCAACACGCAUGAUAGUGCCAUCAUGGUAACUUAUUACUAUCACCACACUUUCAUUCUGCCUUGGUUCACAGCAUGAAAGUUUGAUCAGUUGGCGCACCAUGGGCGGGUGAUAUGGCCAAAAUAUCAUAUCACGAUACUUCACGAUAUAUUUUACAUUAUAAGUAUACAUCAAAAUAUUUAGGUUUGUUAAAAAAUGCCACAUUUAUUCAUCGAUAUCUGGUUUUGAACUUAAAUUUUGUAAAUCUGUCAUUUUAUGUUUUCUUUGGAAUUACUGUACAUCAGGUUUUGAACUUAAAUUUAAACCAAACUGAGUUUGUUUUAAUUUGUUUGUUAUGCCGUUCAACAAGUAAACUCAAAUUCAAUUUAAAAUUCAGUUUUAAAAUAAUCAGAUAUCUACAACGAACAUUCUGAUUUUGGUGGCAUGAUGCAUUUCAAAUUCAGUUAAUCAAAUUCAGAUUCAAAUUCCAGUAAAGUGCUACAUUUAAGCAAACAAGCACAGAUACAGUCGUUCAGCCAAUCAAGUCAAGAAACGACAGAGCAGCCCAUGGUGAGUCGAAACUUAAUUAGGAUAGAAUUAGAAUAGUCUUGUGCCAACAAAAGCCAAGUUCUACUUUUUCUGUUUAUUUUAAAAAUGAAUUUGAUUAAAUUGAAACUUUAAUUCAACCUCACAACCAAAAAGAAGCAUAAAAAUCAUAUUGAAAAAAUUUAAAGCCAAGUUGUAAUGCCUCAGCUUUCAAUACAUAAACAUCAGUAUACCAUUUUUUUUAACCAGUGUCUAGAAAAAAAUUUUAUCGAACAAAAUCAAACUUACAAAAUGCUUUCAAUAAUUCGUGAGUAAUGAUGGAUGUUAUAAAAGUUCUGAUGAUGCCCAUGAUAUUAUCCGAAAGGUUAUUGCAAUUUAUUUGUAAUUUAUUUUACAAUAAUUGUAAUGUAUUGCAAUAUCAAUAUCAAAUGGUCAUAUUGCCCAGCCAUAACGAUGCACACGCUUUUUGAAAUUUGAUACAAUACCAGUCUGAUAUCAGAGCUGUGACCAAUACCUGAUAUUGAUCAGACUUUUUUCUGCUUUAAAUAAUUGAAAAGACUGUUAAAAACAGUUUCAUUUGUAGUUAUUCUCUCUACACUUUAAGGUGGAAAUAGUGACUGUGAUUGAGUCACCUGACUUUACAAAAAUGUCAAACUUUCAGUAAACAUCACAAGUAUUCACAGGAUAUAUAUAUGAACAUAUAUCAGUGGGUUGGAUUGGAAAAUGUGUCAGUUCUAAUUUGAUAGUGAUUCAUCUUUUCAGGCCUAUAUCCAUCAGCACCUCCUGAUUAAUAAUAGAACUGUAAACUAUAAUAAGAACUGAGAUAAAUAUGGUGAUUUUUAACAAAGUAUUAUGAGCACAUGCCUAAUACUAAUUUAAUCUUAAAAACUAAAAACUACACUGCUGUAAUAUCUGUCACAUACACAAUUAUAAUCAUACGAUUUUUUUUUUGUAUCAUGUGACCAGAUUUGUGACAUUUUUUUUGGUAGCUUUAUGACACUGGGUGUUAAGUGAGACAUAAUCUACAAAGCUUUAGAUGGACACCACCCCUCUACUGUCUUUGGCCACAUUUGCUGCUAUGUAAUUCUGUUGUGUCCUGCUGUGUUCUUGGUAGAGACAAAGGGGCAGUCGACUGCAUGUAAAUAUCAUUGUUAUUUAUGUGUACAUAUCUAUUCUAUCCAAAUAUACCGAGCUAUUGCGUGUGAAUACUUUUGUGAAUUAAUGAGACUGACAUGUCAGCUUUUAUUUUUCAAACUAUCGAUAUAGGAAUAUAAUAUAAUAUAUUAAAAUCUUUAAAAAAAAAAAAGUUCAAUCGGCCAUUACGUGUUAUAAGAAGGGAAGACCAUGAAAGCCCCUGAUGUCUAUUUUCCCGUCUCAUAUUUCUCGGAAUGUUUGAAGGGAGGACAAACUGUCAUCACUGUUUUCAUUCUGAUUUUUUUUAUGCUUCAAAACCCGCUUGGAAAAAAGCAUAUCUUAGCAAAUAUGAAUUCAAUUAAUAAAGAUGUGUAUAAAAUUAA